GAGGAAGUGAGCAGAAUUCGGCUAGCUGCUAGCACCUUAGCUUGACAGGAAAAGCAAGCGUCAACCGAGAUAGCGAAGUGGACCAUUGUACCAAAUCUCGUUGGUUACACGAAGGAGAUAGAUAAAGGGAGUGGCAGUUUUGAUUCUGAUAACUACAGUUAGCUGUGAGGCUAGCUUUUAAAAACUAUUCAGCUGCCGACCCUCUAAACGUGUUGUUUUCUUACGGCAGACAUUUAAAGGAGCUGUUAGCUUGUUAGCUAGCCUGCGCGUUAGCUAACGCUUCCAACUCAGGCAGAGGAAAAGUCCACUUUUGAUAUUUUUACCGCAGGAUCGUCGCACAGCUGUGGCACAAUGACAUCAAGGAAGAAAGUACUACUCAAAGUCAUCAUCCUCGGAGACUCCGGAGUUGGGAAGACCUCACUGAUGAACCAGUAUGUGAAUAAGAAGUUCAGUAACCAGUACAAAGCCACAAUAGGAGCUGAUUUCUUGACGAAAGAAGUCAUGGUGGAUGACAGACUUGUCACAAUGCAGAUUUGGGACACAGCAGGUCAGGAGAGGUUCCAGUCCUUAGGAGUAGCGUUCUACCGCGGGGCUGACUGCUGCGUCCUGGUGUUUGAUGUGACAGCACCAAAUACCUUCAAGACUCUAGACAGCUGGCGGGAUGAGUUUUUGAUCCAGGCCAGCCCCCGAGACCCGGAAAAUUUUCCUUUUGUGGUUCUGGGCAAUAAGAUCGACCUGGAGAACAGACAGGUAACAACUAAGCGAGCACAGGCCUGGUGUCAAAGCAAGAACAACAUACCGUAUUUUGAAACCAGCGCCAAGGAAGCGAUCAAUGUGGAGCAGGCCUUUCAGACUAUUGCACGCAACGCUCUUAAACAGGAGACUGAGGUGGAGUUGUACAACGAGUUCCCGGAGCCGAUAAAGCUGGACAGGAACGAGCGGGCCAAGCCGUCAGCGGAGGCCUGCAGCUGCUGAGGACGCUGAGGAUUCGACGGGGGCAUUGUCACUGCCCUCACUACCCUGUCUUGCCUUGUCUAUAUAUUCCCUUUCCCAUGAGCCCACUGUGUUAAUCCCCGAUGCCCAUCAUACAAGCAGCAUCCCACUCAUAGAGAAUACUACUACACACACAAACAUGCUGCACUCACCUCCUUAUGUAUACAAAAAUACACAUUUUCUAUAAAAUAUGAGUCUCUUAGCCCAAAGACACCUUGAGGAAACAUUACAGCAUUUCCUUGUUUGAUGCUUAUUACUUUCCAGUGUUUCCUACAUACUUUUUCAUGUGCAGUGGUGGUUUGGGCUAAUCUCUUUUUCAGUUGGAUGUAUAGUGUAAUGCUGCUCUAUUCCCAUUUUUGGUUCUAACUGCUUUUAUUUGGUUACUUUUUGUGGUAAAUUUAAGCAUUAUCUCUAUACAUGUUUAUGUUUAUGAGUAAAGUUAGACAAACUAAUGGUAUUUUUUUUUUUUUUUUUUAAUCACUUUCAUUGGCAGUGGUGGUUGUUUUCUUACUUUUACAGCCCGCCACUGCUGCAUGAAUAGAGGAAACACUGCACCCCCCUCCACCCCCCUUUCCUAUUUUACUCAUUUGUGUUGUGGCUUAAAUUUGUUUCACAUCGAGAAACACGUUACCAUGAUUUCACCAUACCUCAUGCAACCUUAAAAAAAAGAAAUAAACUCUGAUAACUUAAAACGGGGAAUCGGAACAGAAGUUGAAGGAUCAGAAUGUGUAAAUCUGUGGAAUCGCAUCAAUGUGCUGCCUGCUGAUUCACAGAAUUUGAUAUCCAAUCCAGUGACAAGUUCAUCACUUAGGUGUGCAGUUUUUUUUUUUUUCUUUUGUUUUUUUUUUUUGCACUUACUACAAUAACUGAAGACUUGCUCAGAUAUCUCAUUUAGAGCCACAAUACACACAGUUGUAGCUCAGGUUGAGUGUUUUGUGUGCAUCUAGACUCGGCUCCUUGGUAAAAA
Molecule: messenger RNA, 1960 nt
Organism: Sphaeramia orbicularis (orbiculate cardinalfish)
Lineage: Eukaryota; Metazoa; Chordata; Actinopteri; Kurtiformes; Apogonidae
Product: ras-related protein rab7
Exons: 6
Coding region: 352-975 (207 amino acids)
Biological process (GO): endosome to lysosome transport; phagosome-lysosome fusion
Cellular component (GO): late endosome; phagocytic vesicle; lysosome
Molecular function (GO): GTPase activity; GTP binding
Source: RefSeq, a predicted model, not a curated record